GCCGGGCCUGAGGCGCGAGGAGAGCGCGUGCUCAGAGCAACCUCCGAGCUGAGACCAUUGUCCUUUGAUCUAGUUGUGACCUAGUCCAGUAUCCUGGCCACAGUGGCUGGAGCCCUCCUUACGUCCUGUCUGACCAACAGUGGCCCCAGAAUGCUGGGUUCUCCAGAUUCUGCCUUUCCCCAGGAAAGGGGAGUAGAGGAGGAGGGAAUGACUUCUGGGCUCCUGAUGGCCAGGUCCCUGGAAUUGGUGACAUUCCAGGAUGUGGCCGUGGACUUCACCCAGGAGCAGUGGGGGCUCUUGGAGCCGGCCCAGAAGGACCUGUACAGGGAGGUGAUGCUGGAGAACUAUCAGAACUUGGUCUCCCUUGGAGGACUGCCAGCCCGCAAACCUCAUGUGAUCUCCCAGUUGGAGAGAGGAGAAGCACCAUGGAUAGCAGAGAGAGAAGCCCUGGGAGGCGUUUGUCAAGAUUCUGUUAUUUGGAAAACCAGAUUUGAAACAAAGGAGUCGGUUUCAAAGCAAGGCAUUUCUAUGGGAGAAUCGUCCAAGGAGAGAAGUUCAAAAAAUGCCAUCUGGGAUUCCCGGUUACCAGAAGAUUGGGAUUCCGGGGUCACUUUGGAGAGGCAGAAUCAGGAGAGAUCGUCCCAACAAGUUUUGGUCAGUCACAGAAUAAUUUCUAAUGAGUUGAGUGUUCCUGAGUGUAACACUUCUUUGAGAAGCUUCAGUGUAGGAUCAAUUCUUGUUCCAAAACAAAAUGUUACUAUAGGAGAACAGCAAAGUCAGUCUGAUUCCCUUGGAAAGACCUUCAUACAGUCCUCAGAUGUUAUUAAGCAUAAUAAGAUUGCCUUAGGGAAGAAACUUUGUAAGUUUAAAUCUAAGAAGCCUCUCAAUUAUCAUUCAGACCUUUUUCAGUAUCGGAGAAUACAUCCUGGAGAGAAACACCUUAAAUGUAGUCACUGUGGGAAAGCCUUUGGGAGCAGAUCAUGCCUUAUCGCACAUCAGAGAAUUCAUACUGGAGAGAAGCCCUUUGAAUGUACUGAAUGUGGGAAAGCCUACAGGCGUAAGGCACAUCUUACUCAACACCAAAGAAUCCAUACUGGAGAGAAACCUUAUAAGUGUAAUGACUGUGGAAAAGCUUUCAGCAUUGAUUCAUACCUCAUUAAACACCAGAGAAUCCAUACUGGAGAGAAGCCCUAUAAAUGUAGUCAGUGUGGGAAAGUUUUUAGCCAGAAAGGUCACCUUAAUCAACACCAGAGGAUUCAUACUGGAGAGAAACCCUAUGAAUGCAACGAAUGUGGGAAAACCUUUGGUCAGUCUAGACACCUUAGUGAACAUAAACGAACUCAUAGUAAAGAGAAACCCUUUGAAUGUAAUGAAUGUGGGAAACUCUUUAGACAGCUGAGAAACCUUAGUGAACAUCAGAGGAUUCACACUGGAGAAAAACCCUAUAAAUGUAAUGAAUGUGGGAAGGCCUUCAGCAACAAUUAUGUCCUUAUUCAGCAUGAAAGAAUUCAUACAGGAGAGAAACCCUAUACAUGUAGUGAAUGUGGGAAGGCCUUCAGUCGUGGGACGUACCUUAUGAAACAUAAGAGAAUUCACACCGGAGAGAUACCCUAUAAAUGUAAUGACUGUGGGAAAGAAUUCACUGACAAAGCAUCCUUUAUUUACCACCAGAGAAUUCAUACUGGAGAGAAGCUCCACAAGUGUAUUGAAUGUGGGAAAACUUUCAGCCAAAAAGGAAGCCUCAAAAUGCAUAAGAUGAUUCAUACUGGAGAGAAACCAUUUGAAUGUCGUGAAUGUGGGAAAACUUUCAGAAACGGGGGUCACCUGAGUGUACAUAAAAGAAUUCAUACUGGAGAGAAACCAUUUGUGUGCAAUGAAUGUGGAAAAGCUUUCAGAGAUAGUGGAGGUCUUAGUGCUCAUCAGGAAAAACAUGGAGAGAAAAGGUAUACGUGUACUGACUGUGGAAAAACCUUCAGAAAUAAGGGAUACUUUCGUGUACAUCAGAAAACUCAUACUCAGGAGAGACACUAUAAUUGUAAUGAAUGUGGGAAACACUUUAAUCUAAGGGGAUCCUUUAUUAUUCAUCAGAGAGUCCACACUGGAGAGAAGCCCUAUAAAUGUAACAUAUGUGGGAAAGCUUUUAGUUACAAUACAUCCUACAGUAAACAUCUGAGAACUCACACAGGAGAGAAGCCCUAUAAAUGUAAUGAAUGUGGAAAAGCUUUUACUCAGAGGGACUACCUCAUUGAACAUGAGAGAAUUCAUACUGGAGAGAAACCUUUCAAAUGUAAUGAAUGUGGAAGGGCCUUCAGGCAGAAGCAAACAUACAAUGCACAUAAGAAAAUUCAUACUAGAGAGAAACCCUUUAAAUAUAAUUAAUUGGGAAAGCAUUCAACUAGAGGGAACAUGGUAUAGCAGGUCAGUGAUUUUUAUACCAGUGAGAAUCCCCAUAAAUACAAUGAAUUUGAGAAGGUAACCAUCAUAAACCAUAGAGGAAGGUAAUUCAGAAAGUGCACACUUGAGAAAAGCCCUAUGAACAUAAUAAACAUUGGCCAGAUUUUAGGUGUGUAUUUCAUUUGUCAGAUAAUUCAUGCAGGUUAACUGUGGCUUUAAUAGUAUGGAGAAUACUUCAGAUAAUCUGGUCAAAAAUGUUAUGUUUUGUUCCAAGGUACAUUAUUUGGGGAUUUGAGACAGAAAAGUAGCUAUAAUAAAACAUAAAACUUUCUUGUCCCUUUCUGCUGGAAUACACAUUUUUAACUGACAUUAUCUAGCAGUUCAAUUGCAUAAGAGCAGGUUUUGAAAGAACACAUAUACCACAAGACCACAAUUUUAGAAAACCCACUAAAAUAUUAGCAAAAAGGAGAAACCUUGGUAGCUUAGAGCAAAGAAAUAAAACACUGCAGAUAAAUGACAGUAAGAUGACUUUCCUGCCAUAGCAGGAGGAUGCAUGAUGGUGAGAGUACCCAUCUUCAUGUGUGUCUUACGUGUACAUUAAUUACUCUCGGGCUCAAAUGGGUCCACUUUACGUGUGCUUUGUUGCCCUGGCCAGUAGCCAGAAAAGAAUCAUAGAAUGUUAAAACUGGAAGAUAACUUGAAGAUCACCUGGUUUAACUACCUCUGGUACUUAAAGAUGGGACAUGGAGAGUAAGAAGAGGUAUUUUGGUUCUUCUUCUGGCUGCGAGGGAAAGUGAAGUUUCUAGCAAAUGCAGGUGAGACUCAAUGGUGGUGAGUGGCUGGCUGACUCUCCAGCAACCCCACAUUCUUCCCCUGCAUGUGCGCACCUCAGCUUCACUUUUGAUACGUUUGGAACAAUAUACAAGUUCUGGGAAAGGUGAGAUUUGGUGGAGAAGAAAAUCUAGGUACAAUUCCUUUGUGUAUUUUUUGUGUAAUUUGUUUUUGUGUUUUGUGCCGUGUUAUAUUGAUGAUGGCAAGGGAUCUGAGGACCCCUAAAUUAGAACCAGAUGAGCCAAAGUGUUGUGUUCCCAAGGUAAACCCCGGGGUGAGACAGGAGCCAACAUUACACAAACAUUCCUUAUUUCAGGUAUAACUUCUAUUCAGGGUCCUGGCUCAAAACUUUGACCUGCUGGAUGAUUCCACAGUUCAGAUAACAGAAUCUCAUUAAUUUGAGGCGGGUUACCAUUGAUAUGCUCAGCUAACUUGGAUCCUUUCAGAAAAUCCCACAUGGGAACCCUCCCCAAAUAUGUCAUUGAAAUAACCUUUCAAGAUCACAGUCCAUAGAAGACAGUGAGGCCAUGUGUUCCAUCCUAAAUAUGUAGCAGUGUUUGCUCUGAGAUAUCCUUAGCUGGAGUAGAAAGCUCCACUUUAGAUUAGAUGCCCAAAUGACGUGAAUGUCAUUGGGUUAGCUCAACGUCAGAAGAAGGGAACCCUGUGUCAUUUGCUCUUGCCCUUUUACACAGUGGAUAGCAGACUGUACUCAUUUUGUCAGUGUGUGUCCAUUCACAUGCGCUGAAGACUAUUCGCUAAACAUUACUGAACAGUACUUAGUUAAUUUCCAGGCAGCCCACUGAGGCCAUCAAGAUGGGAGAAGAGGUUGAGGCUCAGUACCCCAGCUCGUCUAUGUAAUCUAGUUAAUCCUCCCUUUCAGUCUAGCCAGUAAAGAUGCUGCAUCCGCAGCCCCUCCUUCCGUUCCUCCAAAUCACAUUUGUUAACUAGAAAACAGCAUGAAGGGGUGUAAGAAGGAGAGAUCUGUCUCCAGGCAGUACUAGUAGCUCCACUUUAGUUGAUGGACUAGGAAACCAAAGAGUGCUCUCAGGCAGGUGUCUGGGUGAUGGUCUGUGGAAUACUGAAGUUCACCAAGGGUUUCAGGCAAUCAGUCCUAGGGCUCUCCCUUUUUCCCCAGAGUUGAAUGUGUGCCUACUACUAUGAAUCAUUGACAUCUCACAGUUUAAGCUCUUGUCCCUUCUUGUCUAGAUUAUUACAAUAGCAUCCUAAUCAGUCUUGCUACCUAAAGGCUCUCCACAUUCUACUCCAUCCUCCACAUAGUUAUCAAAAUUAUUUUCCUUAAACACCAAUCUGUUACUCUUCUGAAAUUCCACUGACUCCCUGUUGCCUUGGAUAAAAUAAACUCUAGCUUUAAAAACCUUUUACAGCCUGGCCCCAACCUGUCUUUCCAGCCUUGCUCUCCCAUUACCUGCAAUCCAGGCAAAUUGGCCUCUAUUCUUCACAUGUGACAUAACACUCCAUCUUGUAUUUAUUUAUAUGUAUUUUCUUUAUAUUUGUUCUAUAUAUAUUUAUAUAUGUGCUUGUCUCAUUAGAAUGUGACCUCUUUAAGAGUGGGCAUUGCUUCGUGAUUUUUUAUUUAUUUGUAUUCCUGCCUGGAACAGUGCCUGGCAUGUGGUAGAUGUGUAAAUGCUUAUUGAUUGAUGGAUCUCCCAUUCUCUUCCAGGUCUUAGUCCAGAAAUAUGGUAUGGAUCAUUGGGCCAGUCUGAUCAGUUGGGCUGGGCUGAAGGACCAGGCCCUUUCUCUCUGUGGUAUAACAUUUCUCCUCCCUUGUAAUUUGGGAGUAUUGAGACACAGUGGUUGAGUGAUUCUGUGGGCAUCCCCACCCCCAGCAACUCAAGUGUCCCAUAUUUCUAAGCCCUACAUGAUCAUAAUCUGAUAGCAAAGCAGUGUGCUCUCAUUAAAUGAGCUGUGGGUUUAGAGUAAGAAGAGACCUGAGCUUGAAUUACAGGUUCUCACGUUGACUAGGUUUAUGAUCUUAAAAAGUACACUUAAUCCCUCCUAUGUUUAUUAGUUGAUGUUUUCUUCAUUUAUUCUCCUUAGUUUAUUCCUGGAGUUUGUGGUAGACUAGAGGAAAUCUUGGCUUAGUCUAGUCUGACAUGUGCCCUAGAUUUUGACUGGAAAUUGGAAAAAGCAGAUUAUAAAGGGGCAAUAGGAUCCUAAGGGAUUGGAGAUGUUCAAAAACAAAAUUCUAAAGACACAAAGGAAAACCAUUCCAAUGAGGAGAAAAAAUGAGAGACUGAAGUGGAUGCGUAGAAUCCUUACUGACUGAUUUAAUUUUUUUAAAAGACCAGCAUAAAGCAGAUUGUAACAUAGGUAUUAGGAUUAACAAAAGCCUGGAUCUAUUAAAAUAUAUAUUUGCAGGAAUGCUAAAAGCUCUGAAUAAGCUGUGGCUGAUAAGGGAAGUCAAGGACAACCAAAAAUGAUUCUUUUAGUUACAUUAGGAGUAAAAGAAGGAUAAAAAUGUUGGGUAUGUUUGCUUGCAAUAUGAUAACAGACAACAAAGCAUGGCUGUUGUUCUCAUUUUGCGUUUUCUCAUCCAAAGAGAAUGAACUUUGCAGGGGAAAUGACUACUCUAUUGGUGCUUGGGCUUGGUAAGAGGAUAGUAAGGUAGCACCUAGUUGUCCUUGAUGGAGUCAGCCCUCCUGGUGCAGGUGACCUAGAUUCUUAGGUCCAGAAAGAAUUGGCAGAUAAGAUUGCUGAGUCACUAAUAUUUGAACAAUCAUGGGAAAUGGAAGCAGUAACAUGCGAUUAGGAAAGGGUAAAUGACCUGAUUUUCAAAAAGGAAGAGAACAGUCUGCAAACUUAGGCCAGCGAGCUCGACUGUGAUUCCUGGGAAAAUCCGAGAUAGACCAUUAAGGAGAGGUCGUUGGUGAUCCAGGAAGGGAAGCAGUGAUUAUAAAAAGCUAGCAACAGGAUAUGCCAGACUCAUCUCAUUUCCCUUUUUUGACAGGGUUGUUAAGCUAGUAGAUGACGGUAAUGCUGAGGAUAUAGUUUACCUGGGGUUUUAGCAAAACAUUUGACAGAAGUGUCUUGUACUGUUCUCAGGAAGGAGCUGGAACAGGGGGUUAGAUGACCGUACCAUUAUCAACGAAUGUCAUCAGCGCCUUGGAUAGUGGCCUGUUCACCAGAGGGUGCAGAGCUGGUGAAGAGACAAGCAGUGGGUGACAGGACAUGAAAGGAUCUGGACUUAAGUUGGAUUUCUGUAGGGAUAGUGGCCUGUAAGCUCAGUGGGAGUCAGCAAUGUGGUAUGGCAGUCAAAAAACCAAAUGUGUCUUCAGCCGUAUUGAGAGGCUUCACUCCCAGGAAUAGGGAAGUUUUAAUCCUGCUAUGCUUUGCUCUUGUCAGACUUCAUCUGAUGUCGUCAGACUUCAUCUGAUGUCGUCAGACAUCAUGCAGCGUGUUCAGUUCUGGUUAACACCAUAUGAAUGAGAACAUUAAUAAGCCUGGAGAGCAUCCAGAAGAGGGCAGCCAGGAUGGAGAAGGGCCCUAGGGUCUGUGUCAUGUGGGGUCCAGGGGAAGGAAUGAGGCAUGUGAGCCCAGGCAAGAGAAGACUUAAAAGGGGGCAUUAAAACUAGUCACCUUGUUCUGCUGCUGCUUUAUGCUAGUUGCUUAGAUUAUUAAUUAAAAAUUCAUUAAGAUUGUUCAAUAACUUUUUUUUGGCCAGCGUUAUUUAUCUAGUUUCAGAAUCAAGCCAGCCGUUACCUUAAAGAACUAGACACCCCACCAUCUCUUCUCUGUAGUUAGCAAAUCUUACCUAUUACUAGGAUUGCUUACUUGUUGAAGAUCAUGCAAGAACCUACUUAACCCUGCUUUUAUUGUGUGGUUUUUUUCUCCUUUUUUUUUGGUAAGCAGUUCAUUGACUCAUCUGCGUUCUUUCUUCCCUUGAAAUGAAUGGGUUUGAUCAAGUCAGCUUCUCACUUUGGCAGUUUGGAUUUUGGGAAAUCCUUCAUUUAACUCAUGAGCAGACAACCAUACUGGUUGUUGAACCUUCUCUUAUCUUGGUUGUGUCUCUCCUUUCUCAGCCUAAGUUUGGCUACUCUGUGAUUUGUUUUUGUUAAAAUUAAACUGAAAAAUAAAGGUGUUACUCU
Molecule: messenger RNA, 7331 nt
Organism: Vombatus ursinus (common wombat)
Lineage: Eukaryota; Metazoa; Chordata; Mammalia; Diprotodontia; Vombatidae
Product: zinc finger protein 883-like
Exons: 6
Coding region: 151-2379 (742 amino acids)
Biological process (GO): regulation of transcription by RNA polymerase II
Molecular function (GO): DNA-binding transcription factor activity, RNA polymerase II-specific; RNA polymerase II cis-regulatory region sequence-specific DNA binding
Source: RefSeq, a predicted model, not a curated record